AUGGACGCGAUUAUCAGAAUGGUCCGAGAGACCCAAGAAGGACUUUCCGACGAGGCUCUUAUGCCCCUGAAGUCUUACAAGUAUUCCAGCGUGGACAAGUCUUUCAUUUCCAACUACAUUCUGCGACACUACUGGAAUGCCUUCGUCGAGCUCUUGCCCAUGUGGCUUGCGCCUAACAUGGUCACUCUUCUCGGCUUUUUCUUCAUCAUCGGCAAUGUCUUCUUGAUCUGCCUCAUUAUGCCCGAUAUGGUUGGACCGGGCCCGUGGUGGUUAUACAUCAGUUUUGCGAUUGGUGUCUGGAUGUACUCGACUCUGGACAAUGUGGAUGGCAAACAGGCACGCCGUACCGGAACUUCCAGCGGGCUGGGAGAAUUAUUUGAUCACGGAAUUGACUCGCUGAACUGCACUCUUGCCAGUCUCCUGGAGACUGCGGCUAUGGGCUUAGGUGCUUCCCAGCUGGGUGCCUGGACCGCCCUUGUGCCUUGCCUCGCCAUGUACUUCUCGACUUGGGAGACCUUCCACACCCACACCCUCUACCUGGGAUACUUCAAUGGCCCGACCGAGGGUCUUAUCAUUUGCAUCUCAAUCAUGAUCGCCUCUGGUAUCUGGGGCCCCGGUAUUUGGGGGCAACCCAUCACCGAUCUUAUCAACAUCCCCGCUAUCUUCGGCGAUAACUCCGUCAAGGACCUGUGGAUCCCCAUUCUCCUUGGCGGCUUCUUCUUGGCCCACCUUCCCGGAUGUGUCUACAACGUCUAUGUGGCUCGUCGCAAGCAAGGCCUUCCUUUGACCCCUCUCCUGAAGGAGUGGGUGCCCAUGAUUGGCUUCACCCUGUGCUGCAUGCUUUGGAUGUUCUCUCCCUACUCCGGCAUUCUCGCAGAGAACCACCUCGUUCUGUUCUGCGUGACUAUCUCUUUCGUCUUCGGCCGCAUGACCACCAUGAUUAUUCUGGCCCAUCUGCUGAAGCAGGAAUUCCCUUACUGGACUGUGAUGCAGGCUCCCCUGGUCCUCGGUGCCCUCUUGGUCAACCUGCCUCGCAUCGGUAUUCCUUUCCCCAUGUGGCUCGAGCUGUGGUACCUGCGUCUGUUCUUCGUGUUCGCUCUCGUCCUGUACAGCUACUGGGCCGUCCUGGUCAUCAACCGUAUCACCACCUUCCUGGGCAUCAACUGUCUCACCAUCCGCAAGGACCGUGGCGCUGAGCGUGACCGUGCCUACCGCGAAUUUGGCGAGUCCGGUCUCCCUCUGAACGCUGGUCGUGACAGCAUUCAGAUCGAGGACGAGGAUGAUGGGUUCAAGAGCCACUAA
Penicillium cosmopolitanum is the source of this 1302-nucleotide messenger RNA. RefSeq lists its product as uncharacterized. NCBI's taxonomy places the organism in Eukaryota, Fungi, Ascomycota, Eurotiomycetes, Eurotiales, Aspergillaceae. The coding region runs from base 1 to 1302 and encodes 433 amino acids. Gene Ontology annotation, cellular component: membrane. The record is from RefSeq and is a predicted model, not a curated record. Gene Ontology annotation, biological process: phospholipid biosynthetic process. The transcript has 6 exons. Gene Ontology annotation, molecular function: phosphotransferase activity, for other substituted phosphate groups.